GUGGUUCUACCUGUUUCACCUGCUCUCCCACCCCAACUGUCUCAAAGAAGAGUCAGGCCGUGUGGAAUCUGCCUUUUAGACCAGCACAAGAAUGGAUUUAUAAACCUUUUCAGAAACUUGAGCGUCUGCUUUUCUCCUCCCAGUGGAUUUUAAGCUUGAGUAACACGUACACACUAAACACAGACUGACACAUUACAGCUAAGGUGAACAUGGGGACAGAUUUAACCUACAACUUUGUCUUCAAAGUGGUUUUAAUUGGGGAGUCAGGGGUUGGAAAAAGCAAUUUACUGUCAAGAUUUACCAAAAACGAGUUCAAUCAUGACAGCCGUACAACCAUUGGGGUGGAAUUCAGCACUCGCUCCAUUCAAGUGGAUAAUAUUACCAUCAAGGCCCAGAUCUGGGACACUGCAGGUCUAGAGCGCUACAGGGCUAUUACCUCAGCGUAUUACAGGGGAGCAGUGGGUGCAUUGCUGGUUUAUGACAUCACCAAGCACCUGACGUAUGAGAACGUUGAGCGAUGGCUGAAGGAACUGUACGACCACGCUGAUCCUCAUAUAGUAGUCAUGCUUGUGGGAAAUAAAAGUGACCUGGGAACUUUACGCACUGUACCAAAAGAGGAGGCUAAGGACUUUGCAGAGGCCAAAGGCUUAUUAUAUAUGGAGACUUCUGCUUUAGAGUCAACUAAUGUUGAAUCUGCAUUCCUUGAAGUUCUAACAGCAAUACACAUGAAAGUUGCUAGUAAAGAGGUCACCAGAGGUUCCAUCUGCGCCGUGACCCUGGGCCCGUCCAGCGAGUACAAGGAGGAGAGAAAGUCCUGCUGUAAAAGCACCUAAACAACAUCCAAUGUUAUCAAGAGCAAAGACAGUGAUUAUCAUCAUACCAUGGAGGUACUUCUUCAUACUUGGCCUUCAUUAGAUAAAAAAAAAUAUUUCCUUUUCCUUUAAAUCCUCACUUAUCUGGCUUACUCCGAGCAAUGUCUGAACUUUGUAUUUUGAGCACUUCUUGCCUUGUUUUUGCCUCUUCACGAUGACUCGCUUGGUUUAGUCCUCCUUUUGGAUAAAAGCGUCUGCUAAAUGACUAAAUGUAAAUGCAAUGAGUACAAUAGGGGGGUGACUAGGUGUUUUAGGGUUAAUAUUUUGUGGCUUGUUUUUUACUUUUAAACAUAAAACAAUUGGAACUGAUGAUGUACAUGAUGUGUUCUUAGAUUUUUAAUUACCACUAGACGUUAAUGUAAAUUACUCUUAUGUGUAAACCACAAAUGGGUUGUGUUGUAUUAUAAAACUAUUUAUGGUGUUUGAAUGAACAGAAAUAUAUUUUAGUACACAUGCACUUCAGGUCUGUAAAAUGUAGAUAAAAAAUAUUAAAAAGUUAAUAUGUUGGACUGAUCAAUUAGACAUUUCUCAUGGAAAGUAUGUGUGGUUUAUAGAUGAUUAAUAUUUGUGCAUUACAUUUUUGCUUUUUUAAACACGGAGAUCGGAGUUCUUGCCUGCAAAAAUAAUUUCAUAUUCAUUUAGAAAUGUGAAGAGCUUCACACUGCUGCAGACCACUUCAUCCCUGCACACUUCAUUUCCCAUAAUCCCUCCUGGCUCACACUCAUCUAAUCAUCACCUGUUUGUAUUCGCUUCAUCACUUCAUAGUAUUUAGUUCCUCCGUUUUCAGUCUUUGGUUGUUGUUCGUUUAUGGUAUGUUAUGCCUCUCUGCCUUUUUGUUUUAUAAAAUCCUAUUUAUAUUUGUAUCCAAUCUUCAAAUUCAUUACAUGAAUUGAAAUAGUACACUUUUUUAGUCAGGCACAAAAAGUUGCCGUUUCAAUAAAUAUAAGAUUUUAUGCUGGACUUAUUGUGUGACUUGCUCUAU
Pimephales promelas (fathead minnow) is the source of this 1854-nucleotide messenger RNA. RefSeq names its product RAB25, member RAS oncogene family a (gene rab25a). NCBI's taxonomy places the organism in Eukaryota, Metazoa, Chordata, Actinopteri, Cypriniformes, Leuciscidae. Gene Ontology annotation, molecular function: GTPase activity; GTP binding. The record is from RefSeq and is a predicted model, not a curated record.